CGAGUUUUAGUUAACUUUUUUCCCUUCAAAAAUCGUUUGGGUCGUUAAGUUUUAACCAAAAAGAGUGCAAGUUUUGUUUGAUGGAUUCAAGAGAGGAAGGACAAAUUAUGGCAGCAGCAAACUACUAUUCAAAGGACUUUGAAUGGGAUCAACUUCGCCAAGAAAUCGAAAAAGAUUCUUGUUUUGCUCACCAUUUGCUUCCUUUUCCAAAUCAAAAUACACAAAAUCAAGAAACCCAUUUGUCUUCUUUAUGUAGCCAACAAGAAGAUUCAGAAGCAUGGAACAAGUUUCAUACUCGCCAUUCCACUGGUAAAUUCUUUAAGGAGCGGCGGUACUUGCUUAAGGAAUUCCCAGAGCUAGCCUCGUGCAAGGAAUGCUCGACAGUUUUGGAGGUCGGUUGUGGAAAUGGUAGUACAGCUCUGCCAAUAUUACGUGGAAACACGAGCAUCUCUCUGUAUGCUUGUGACUGCAGCAAAGAGGCUCUUGAGAGAGCUAAAGAGAAUAUUGAAGCUGCUAAUAUAAACUUGGCUAAAGAACGUUUUUCCACAUUCCAAUGUGAUUUCUCUGCAAGUGGAUUUCCAAACUGGUUAAUUUGCACUUCUUGCCGUGAAAGUUUCUUCCAGAAGCAAAAUAUGUGCUUCACAGAUGCAAGAAGCUGUAGUAAGCAAGAUUUCCCCGAUCCACCGAUAUCUGCCAAGAACAAUAGCUGCAUUGGCGGAGUAGAUUUUGUUACCUUAAUAUUUACACUAUCGGCAGUGCCACUUCACAGGAUGUCGAGAGCAAUCACAGAAUGCUUCUCCGUUCUAAAGCCCGGAGGGCUGUUGUUAUUCAGAGAUUAUGGUCUUUAUGAUAUGACCAUGCUUCGGUUCGAACCAGAGCAAAGAGUAGGAUACAGGGAGUACAUGCGUUCUGAUGGAACAAGGUCUUACUUCUUUUGCUUGGAUAAUGUAAGAGAUCUCUUCUGUGGCACAGGAUUCAGUGAGCUUGAGCUUGAAUAUUGUUGUGUCCAGUCAGUAAAUCGACGGAAUGGGAAGAUCAUGCGAAGAGUAUGGAUUCAUGGGAAGUUCCAGAAGCCACAUGUCCACUUAGGUUAAUAACCUCGUGGUUUUGAUGGCAGAAAGUGAGCUUGCAAGCAGCUAAAUUAAUGUUCCUUGUGUUUAAGAAACUGAAAAAAGGAAGAUAAACAUGUGUUAUUUUUAACCCUUAAAUCGUCCUCCAACAGAGCUAAAUCUAUGAUGUGUAGAAGUGGAAUACUUGAGUAUAAUGUCAGUGCCUGAGAUUCCUUUUAAUGAAAGAUUCAGUCUUUUUCUAGCUAUGCAUGCAGAGAGGCACUUAGUCUGGUGAAACAUAUGAAGUAGUGCUGUGAUUGUAUGAUGAGAUGCAGAAAAAGAUGAGCAAAAAUUUGACAAGUUGGUCAUAUUCUUUAUGUUGACUUCAGCAGUUUGUUAUCUUGAGCUUGGGGCUGUUUUAAGGUCAGUUUACACUAUGAUGGUGCAGUUUAGUUUGAGAAGCUUCUCAAGGGUGAAUUAUUGUUGUUCCUUUGGAAGAGAAUUUAAUUGUGAAAAGUAAGUCAAACUUGAAGGCUGGAAGUAAAAGAUGUGUGUUUUCAAUUAAACUUUUUUACCUUGUCAUUAUCAGACAUUCAAACAUGGAAUAUAGAGGAUACUGCCAUGCUACAUUUAUGGAACGCAUGUAUCUGC
Molecule: messenger RNA, 1700 nt
Organism: Lycium ferocissimum
Lineage: Eukaryota; Viridiplantae; Streptophyta; Magnoliopsida; Solanales; Solanaceae
Exons: 7
Coding region: 81-1094 (337 amino acids)
Molecular function (GO): S-adenosylmethionine-dependent methyltransferase activity
Source: RefSeq, a predicted model, not a curated record